AGCCAGGGACAACAACGUCACAUUAGAAAGGUGAUGGGUUUUAUGACAGACAUCAUGUUACUGAGUCUCCUCUUUAUUCCAAGCACUUUGGCUGCUUGUCCUGAUCCUACAAACCUGUUCAUCACUGCACCAACAGAGAUGGAAGCUCUAAGUGGAUCUUGUUUACAAAUCCCAUGUAACUUUAGUGAGACUGGACCAGAAAAGUUUGACAGCACAAGAUCUGUCUUUGGAGUGUGGAUUAAAAAUCAUUCCAAUGUUUUUACAUAUCCAAACAAUGAGAUCUUCAACAGCAGUGGGACAGUUAACAUCUAUCCAAUGAAUAUUACAGGAAACCUGAAGGAGAAAAACUGCACCACUCUGUUUUCCAAUUUAACCACAGCUUAUACAAACACAUACUACUUCAGAAUUAUGAACUGGCCCUACAGAGCGACAGCUAUUUGUGAUCCUCUUCAAAUAACAAUUAGAGAUUUUCCUUGGAGGCCCAAUAUUACAAUCUCAGGUGAUCUGAAGGAGAAGGAGUCUGUCACUAUAACCUGCUCAGCUCUCACUCCCUGUCCACACUCCCCUCCUCAACUCACCUGGAAUCUCACACAAGACUCUCACAACAGAACAGAGGAAAAUGCAGAUGGAAACUUUACAACUAAAAUCCAGCAGACCAUCACUCUGUCAGACACACAUGAUAGAAAGAAGAUCAGCUGCUCUGCCAGAUAUCCUGUGAACCAAGGAAAAGACACCAAGACAGCAGAGACAGAAGAGACUCUCAGUGUUUCAUAUGCUCCUAAAAACACCUCAGCAUCCAUCAGUCCAUCAGGUUUGGUGUCAGCAGGCAGCUGGGUGAAGCUGACCUGCACCAGCAGAGCCAAACCUCCAGUCAGCAGCUUCACCUGGUUCAAGAAGAGCAGAGAUGGAGCUGUGAAAGUAUCUGAAGGAGAGAUUUACAGCUUCAAUGUAACAGAUGAAGGAGCUUAUUACUGUGUGGCCACUAAUGAUCUGGGUAAUCAGACAUCAGCGGAGAUUCAUGUGACUGUUGCAGGUAAAGACAAAGGCACAUCAGGAAGAUCAUCAGGAGUCACAUUGCCUCAACUUAUUGGCAUAAUCAUUGGGAUCAUUGUAUUCUUAAUCUUACUCUGCUUGAUUAUCUUUGUUUGGUAAGUAUUACAUGCAAAAUUUGACAGGGGCUGGAUCCUAUUCCAGUUUCCAGUUUGUCAGAGAGCUAACACAGAGCAACAGACAACC
Oreochromis aureus is the source of this 1236-nucleotide messenger RNA. Its product is annotated as vascular cell adhesion protein 1-like. The coding region runs from base 34 to 1152 and encodes 372 amino acids. Lineage: Eukaryota; Metazoa; Chordata; Actinopteri; Cichliformes; Cichlidae. The transcript is spliced from 5 exons. The record is from RefSeq and is a predicted model, not a curated record.